Messenger RNA from Prunus armeniaca (apricot), 207 nucleotides. The record is from the annotation of a GenBank genome assembly. NCBI's taxonomy places the organism in Eukaryota, Viridiplantae, Streptophyta, Magnoliopsida, Rosales, Rosaceae.
AUGAGGAAUUUGGCUAGUCUCCAAUCUGAAGAGUUAAUCCAGCGGUUGAAACCCCAUGUCGAUUUUCAUGCAGGAGGAUUCGCCGAUGCUAGGGAGGAAGAAGUAGAUGGGGUCAAGGAAGAGGCCCAUGAUGCAGAUGACGAAGAAGAUGUAGUUCCAGAGGGUCACACAUUUGAAUCUUGGUUCGAGGAUCUGGCACCACCAUGA